Petromyzon marinus (sea lamprey) is the source of this 1563-nucleotide messenger RNA. NCBI's taxonomy places the organism in Eukaryota, Metazoa, Chordata, Hyperoartia, Petromyzontiformes, Petromyzontidae. The record is from RefSeq and is a predicted model, not a curated record.
AUGGCUGAGAAUGCCGAGGAUGACGUUAACUUGCUUAGUACCAAGCAGCUCUCCACUCUGCUGCAAGAGCUGUGGGAGCUGCGCGAGCGCGGCUCCUUCUGCGACGUCGUCGUCGAGGUGCAGAGCCGCCGCUACCUGGCGCACAAGGCGGUGCUGAGCAGCACCAGCGGCUACUUCCGCAGCCUCUUCCUGGGCGCGCCCUGCAGCAGCAUGGGGCCCUUCGUGGUGGACUUUGUCUCCAUGGGAACGUUCGAGCAGGUGCUGGGCUACGUGUACCGCGGCGACGUGACGGUGAGCCGCGCCGACGUGCGCCCGCUGCGCCGCGCCGCCCGGAAGCUGGAGCUGCGCUGCCUGGUGGAGGCGUGCGAGCCGUACGUCGGCUGCGAGAACGGCGAGUCCAACGGGCGCGACGACGACGACCCGUUCGACAUCGGGAACGACUUCUCGGCCGUCGCCGCCGCCGCAGCCGCCGUCGCCCCUGCCGCGGACUGCGACGGCUGGAACGGAGAGAGAGAAGAUCGCGCGGACAAGGAGCGCGACGCGGGCGACGCCGGCGGCCUGGGGGACGACGCCGGCGGCCUGGGCGACGACUACGCCGGUCGCGGCGCCUCUCCCGCACAUUGCAUCAAGAGCGAACCCCAGUGCGAACCGCCGGCCGAGGGGCUCGCGUGGCCCGUGAAGGCCGAGGAGCUCGGCGGCCGAGCCGACUGCCUCUACGCGGACGCCGGCGGCGAAGGCCUCGACGGCGGCGACGACGGCGACUACGACGGCGACGGCCGCUGGCGCCGCGUCCCGCCGCAGGGGCCGGCGUUCGGCCUCGAGCCGGAGCCGGCGGCGAUGGCGCUGUCGUCGGCGAGCGUCUCGCUGGAGAAGCGCUACCGGCACGCGGCGGGGGGCGCGCCCGAGCGGGUGCAGUGCGGCGCGUGCGGGGAGCCGAUGGACGCCAGCGUGUCGCUGCUGCGCGAGCACUCGUGCACGCACCUGGACCUGGAGCGCCUCGAGUGCCGCCUGUGCGGGGCCCGCUUCGCCUACGUCAGCGAGGCGGUGGAGCACGCGCUGGCUCACACGGGCGUGCCGGUGAUGGCGUGCGCGCACUGCGGCCGCCGCUUCGUGUCGGAGAGGCUCAUGGGCGUCCACGCCUCCGGGCGCUGCCGCAAGAACCGCGGCUCGCGGGGCGGGGGCGGGGGCGGCGGCCGCUCGGCCCCGCCGCGCCACCCGGCGUCGGCGGCGUCGGCGGGGCCGCGCGCCGACUGCGCCGAGCGGCUGCCGUGCAAGGUGUGCGCCGAGCCGCUGGCCCAGAGCAUGUCGGCGCUGCGCGAGCACGGACGCCUGCACGUGGACGCGGAGCGGCACGCGUGCAGGGUGUGCGGCCUGCAGAUGACGUCGAGCGGCAACCUCGUCAAGCACUCGCUGCUGCACAUCGGCAUCCUGCUGUUCUGCUGCGACUCGUGCAGCAAGAAAUUCCUCUUCAAGAACCAGCUGGAGAGGCACCACAAGAUCCGGUGCUGCGGCGGAGCCAUGGGGGGGGGGUAUGGCGGCGGCGGCGCCGCGGUUGGCGAGUGA